AUGGACCAACAGAUCGGCUCAGACGGACACAUGACCGUCGUCCAAGCGAUCCCGACGUCCAACAAUCAAGUGCAAGUCGUCCAGGCUGGCCAGGUUAUACAGAGCGCUAAUGGACAGCAGAUCGUCGUGCAUGCCGUGCCCCAGAAUGGCGGUCAGUCGGUACACUUGGGUUCGCCAGGCAACCAACAGUUACAGCUGCUCCAACUGCCUGUACAACAGCAGGCGCAAGCACAGUUGAUUCAGACACCCGAUGGACAAACGUUUAUUUACCAGCCCGUACAAGUCGACAACAGUCAAUCGAUUGCCCAACAACAAACCCAACCAACAUUAAUAAGCAUCAAUGGAAAUAUCAUGCAGUUAUCCAGUCCACCAUCUGGUGGUUCUCCAACCGUCACUCAAACGGCUACUACUGUAGCACAAGGAGUUCCUCAAAAUCAACAGAACAUUGUUAUGAUGGUGCCAAAUGGGAAUGCUCCCAAUAAUACUCAAUUUCAGAGAGUACCCACAACAGCAGAGUUCCUUGAAGAAGAACCUUUGUACGUAAAUGCUAAACAGUACAAAAGAAUACUGAAAAGAAGGCAAGCACGAGCAAAAUUAGAAGCAGAAGGGAAGAUACCAAAAACUCGACAAAAAUAUCUGUAUGAAUCACGCCACAAACAUGCCAUGAAUCGUAUUCGAGGAGAAGGUGGCCGUUUCCAUUCAGGAUCACUGAAGAGAAUGAGUAUGGCAAGUAGUAAAAAUAUGCAAAAUGAUGACUGUAACAUUCGAAUGGACAACCAUAGUUAUCAUGUAACUAUUAAACGCCAAAUUGAUGAUGAACAAAAUUUGCAAUCGCAUAAUGGAUUAGUUUAUAGCAUAAGUGGCUAA
Macrosiphum euphorbiae (potato aphid) is the source of this 867-nucleotide messenger RNA. NCBI's taxonomy places the organism in Eukaryota, Metazoa, Arthropoda, Insecta, Hemiptera, Aphididae. The record is from the annotation of a GenBank genome assembly.